This is a messenger RNA of Zasmidium cellare ATCC 36951, 1683 nucleotides long. RefSeq lists its product as uncharacterized. Bases 1 to 1683 code for a protein of 560 amino acids. The record is from RefSeq and is a predicted model, not a curated record. Gene Ontology annotation, biological process: transmembrane transport. Gene Ontology annotation, molecular function: transmembrane transporter activity. NCBI's taxonomy places the organism in Eukaryota, Fungi, Ascomycota, Dothideomycetes, Mycosphaerellales, Mycosphaerellaceae. The transcript has 10 exons.
AUGGAUCGCGACGCUCGUAUGGAAGAUGAAAAGCGGGCGAACCAGUCUCAGACGGGGUCAGAGAACAGCCUCGAGAGUGAACGGAAACCGUACGAGUUCAACGAACAAACAAACUACGUUCCAACGUCCACGAUCAUAACGAUAUUUCUUGCUUGCUCUGCUGUCGACUUUCUGGCACUUAUCGACCAGACCACCCUGGCAGCCAGUUUGACGAUUGUGAGCAACGCCUUGAAUGCAGGAGAUGAGCAGGCAUGGAUUGCAAGCGCCUACUUCGUUACCUCAACUUGCUUCCAAUUACUCUACGGAAUGCUGAGUGAUGUGCUCGCACGAAAGUUCGUCUUACUGAUCGGACUCGGAAUCUUCUUCAUCGGGUCGUUGGGAGCAUCUUUGUCUCAGACAUCAAUCCAGUUGAUCGUCUUUAGAGCUCUCACGGGAGUUGCGGGCGGUGGCCUGGUCACCGUUGCUCAGAUGAUUGUCUCUGACAUCGUACCUCUGAGAGAAAGAGGAAAGUAUCAGGGCAUUCUUGGUGCAGUAGUCGCGCUUGCUCAUGCCAUCGGUCCCCUUGUUGGCGGUGCACUCGCUGCGUCUGACCCGUCAGGCUGGCGUUGGAUUUUCAGAAUGAACAUGCCUCUUACAGUGUUGACAACUUGCUGUGCAAUCUGGCUGAUGCCAUUGAAGAAAGUGGAGGGCGAUUGGAAACUCAAGCUGAAAGCAAUCGACUGGAUUGGUGCCCUUCUCUCUCUUGGCGGCACGACUGUGCUUGUCCUGGGUCUCACAUGGGGAGGAGCUCAGAAGCCCUGGAAUUCAGCUGCUGUAAUUGCUUCCAUCGUGGUCGGCUUCUUCGUUUCCGUUGCGUUCGUACUUUGGCAGUGGAAAGGAACAAAACACCCUCUUGUGCCUCUGCACAUAUUCAAGUCUAAGAUUGUGAACGGGGCUUGUCUUACCAUGGCUGUUAAUGGAUGGAACUUCCUCGUCCAAGUGUACUACAUCCCUUCCUUUUACCAGCUGGUCUACGACUACUCGGCUGUAAAGUCAGCAUCCUUACUUCUGCCCAUCACCCUGAUGCAGACUGCGGCCAGCACACUCUCCGGGCUUGUCGUACACUGGACUGGCCGCUACAGAGAAGCCAUACUCUUCGGGUGGGCUUGCUGGGCAAUUGGCCUUGGUCUUUUCUCGACUCUGUCCGGUCACUCAGACCUUGGCAAGCAAGUCGGCUAUGCUUUGCUGACGGGUGUUGGUGUUGGCUGUACGUUGCAGCCGGCACUAGUUGCUAUCCAGGCGGGUGUGGAGAGACGGCAGAUGGCUGUUGUCACUUCCUUUCGAAACUUCGCCAGAAACUUCGGUGGCACAAUCGGCCUCGCAGUUGCAGGGACUAUCCUAAACAACCUCGUCAGAAACUCAGUCACCUCUCUCAACAUCGAUCCCAACGACACAGCAAUAAUCUUAAAAUCUCCAGAAGCAUACUUCUCUAGCCAUUCAGGGGCCGAGGCGGAUCGGAUCCAACAAGCAAUCAUUCCAGCUUACCGUAAGGGUUUUCGAAUCAUAUUCCUUAUUGGUGCUGCGUUGGCCGCGGUAGCUUUCGUCGUUGCCUUCUUCCUCAUGCCACAGAUCGAGCUGGAUAGGGCUGAUGACCAGAAGCUUAAGGAGGAGGGAAAGCGCUGGAAGGAGGAUAAUAAGGCGUAG